GUUAGAAUAUCUAAAUAAAAUAUUCGGACCAGAAUGCCACUUGUCUACGAAAAGAUUGGAAUUUUCCCUUCAAUUUACACAAGUUCUUUGAGAUUCUCCACCAAACUGAGCUCGAUUCCUGAGGCGAUGGCGUCUUCACUAUUUUUUUCAACUCCAAUUCCAACUAAACUAAUCUCAAAGCAAAAACCCUUUUCUCAUCACUCUUCAAAUCCUCUUUUGCCCCAAUCAACACACAAACCCUUGAGGAGUUUGGUGGUUUCUUCUGCAGCUGCAAUUGAAGCUGAAACAGAAACAUCUAGCUCGAAUUCCACUCCGUUGAAGUCUCUUCCUUUUAGAGUCGGCCAUGGAUUUGACCUUCAUCGAUUGGAACCUGGUUAUCCUUUGAUUAUUGGUGGGAUUAAUAUUCCUCAUGAUAAAGGCUGUGAAGCUCACUCUGAUGGUGACGUUUUGCUUCACUGUGUUGUUGAUGCAAUUUUGGGAGCUCUGGGGCUUCCUGAUAUUGGGCAGAUUUUCCCGGACACUGACCCUAAAUGGAAGGGUGCGCCUUCUUCGGUGUUCAUGGAAGAAGCUGUGCGACUAAUGCAUGAAGCAGGUUAUGAAUUGGGAAACCUAGACGCCACUUUGAUUUUACAAAGACCAAAAGUGAGCCCACACAAGGAGUCUAUUAGAGCCAACUUGUGUAAGCUGCUUGGUGCUGAUCCUUCUGUUGUAAACCUGAAAGCAAAGACUCAUGAGAAAGUUGACAGUCUCGGUGAGAACAGAAGUAUCGCGGCUCAUACUGUUGUUCUUCUUAUGAAGAAAUAGUGAAUAGAGUUUGUCGAUUUGUUGUAUAAAAUGUGGUUACUGUAGCAUUUUCUAGCCAUUUAGAGAGCACAUCAUGUUGAUCUUCUUGGUCAUGGAUAUUUUCAGAACUUUAUAGUCAAAUAAUAAUAAUCCCAAAAUUUGGAAUUUCAUCACCUUA
Messenger RNA from Solanum pennellii, 961 nucleotides. Its product is annotated as 2-C-methyl-D-erythritol 2,4-cyclodiphosphate synthase, chloroplastic. Bases 34 to 804 code for a protein of 256 amino acids. NCBI's taxonomy places the organism in Eukaryota, Viridiplantae, Streptophyta, Magnoliopsida, Solanales, Solanaceae. Gene Ontology annotation, biological process: terpenoid biosynthetic process. Gene Ontology annotation, molecular function: 2-C-methyl-D-erythritol 2,4-cyclodiphosphate synthase activity. The transcript has 3 exons. The record is from RefSeq and is a predicted model, not a curated record.